Nilaparvata lugens (brown planthopper) is the source of this 999-nucleotide messenger RNA. RefSeq lists its product as uncharacterized. Lineage: Eukaryota; Metazoa; Arthropoda; Insecta; Hemiptera; Delphacidae. The record is from RefSeq and is a predicted model, not a curated record. Gene Ontology annotation, biological process: proteolysis. Gene Ontology annotation, molecular function: nucleic acid binding; zinc ion binding; aspartic-type endopeptidase activity. Bases 1 to 999 code for a protein of 332 amino acids. The transcript is spliced from 2 exons.
AUGGGUCUAUUUUCACCUGGUGCUCACAAAGAAACUCCAUACCAAGCAGAAUAUCUGGAGAAAAGAUUGUACAAAAAUCUUUCACCACUCUACAAGCUCUACAUCAGGGAGGCUGAAGUUUACACCAUCGACGACUUGCUACACUUAGCGAGACAAUAUGAACGCAUUAAGUUCGCGGAGAAGAGUGCUCAACAGAGUCAACGAGCUGUGGAGCAGGAGGAGGUGAGGAAGCAGACCAAGCCUCGACAGGAGACUACUACUACUCAGCGUCGGAGUGAACAACCUCCAGAAGGCCCCUUGUGUUGGCAGUGCAAGAAGGUGGGACACUGGAGAUCAGAGUGUCCGGAGGUUUCACUCUGCUCAAAGUGCGGGAAGCCACAACCAAAUUGUUCCUGUGAGAGAGAGCAGAAGAAGACUUCUGAUAAAACAACUGUGGUUAAAACGAGGCUUCAAAUCCAGCUAGAGCCAGAGCUCCAGGAUGACAGCCGUCUUUCCGCUACAGUGGAAAUAGGAGACAGACAGUAUAGUGCUCUUCUCGACACCGGAGCAGAGUCCAACUAUAUUAGCUCUGAAGCUUUUAAUAGUUUGGAAGCAGUGGAACGAGAGCCUGUGCAGCGGGGCGCUGCUAUGGCUAAUGGAGUGGCUGCACGUCUGCGAGGUGGUGUUAUAAUCAACCUGAAAGUCGGCAGAAUAUCCCUAUCAACAAAACUCACAAUAAUGGAUGGGCUUUCUCCAGAUAUUCUGCUCGGUAUGGAGUUUCUUCGUGAGCACCGGGUGAAAAUAGACCCCUAUUCCCGGUCAGUGGAAUGGGAUCCUUAUCUCGUUAAAGCACACAUUGGAGACAAUAUUCCCACUCCAAAAGUGGGAAAAGGAGCCGUCAACUCGAGGCUGGCUACUGUUAACACCAAGCCUGACAUAUGGAGGUCAAGGAAGCCACCUGGAAUUAUUCCUGUGAAGAAGCAGGAGAAGAAGAAAUUUCCUCAAGUCCAGGAAGACUGA